UCUCUGAACGCCGACUGCCACAGUGUAUCAUCUAAAGACACACAGUGUUUGACGAUGAUGUCCAUGAAGAUGUGGUAUCUCUUGCUGCUCGCUGCCUUCCUGCCCAUUGUUCCCACAGAGGCUGAAGUGGUGAAGUCAGUGGCCGACUGUGGCCAGUUUCUCCUUGAAGCAAAGCCACCACAGGUCCCAGGCAUCUUGGAGGGCGGGAAAAUUACGGACCAGAAUCGAUACAAACCCAUAUGCCAGACUUUGGAAGACGAGAGAAAGUUUCUGACGCUCUACGACACCAAGAACAGGAUCCCAGUGUUUUCUGCUUUAAAGUACAGAGGGGAAGGAGGAGGAAAGCCACCCUCAGACGAGUGGAUGAUAGAGCCACAGCUUGAGAAUGAAGAAGACAAGAACAAGAACAUGUUGGAUGUAGAAAGAGACAGGACCUACAACAACCAGGCUGGGGACAAUGAUUACAAAGACCAAAAAGGGUUUACCAGGGGCCAUUUAAUUGCAAGCUCUUAUGGGUUCCAGAUAUCUGGCAAAAUGUCCACCUACACCCUGACCAACAUUGUUCCACAACAAAAAACAUUCAACGAGGGAAGCUGGUACAAAAUGGAGAAGUGCGUCAAAUGUAUUAUGGACCGGCACUGUACCAACAAUGGUGUUACUGAAGCCUAUGUGGUAACUGGAGCACAACCCAACAACAACAACAAACAACUCAAUAACAGGGUUAAUAUUCCUGACACGCUCUGGUCAGCAUUCUGCUGCUUUGACUCCAAAAAGAAGAAAUGGAUCGCAAACGCACACUGGGGCAACAAUGAUCCAGAAAUUUUAUCUGAAAAGAAAACUCUGCCAACUAAGACUCUGGGAGAGCUCAAACAACAACUGGGGAUAGAUGUGUUUCGUGAAACAAAGUGUCCUGAGACUGUGUUCUUCACAAACGUUGACAACUGCCCAUGCCCCCGCUCUGCUUCAACCACUUAGUCCCAUCUCAAUUAAAAUCUUCCCCUUUCACACCCAACAUUUGGUCCACUAUAUGCCUAGUCCUGCUUUCAUCUGCCUGGCUCUUCAUCAUGUGUUUGGGGUUCUAACUGUAUGAGGAAAAUAUAAAUCUGUGAGGAAAAAUUGGGAAUCUCAAACAAGGCCUUUAAUCUGUCAUUAUUCAAUUAUGUUGAAUAUUUAAUCAAACGUUAAAGUUUGAAAAAAAAGAUGUAUGUAUAAAAUGAACUAAUUCAAUACAGAAUUAACAAACUAAAAAAAUGAUUUGUCACAAAUUUUUGA
Molecule: messenger RNA, 1272 nt
Organism: Micropterus dolomieu (smallmouth bass)
Lineage: Eukaryota; Metazoa; Chordata; Actinopteri; Centrarchiformes; Centrarchidae
Product: endonuclease domain-containing 1 protein-like
Exons: 3
Coding region: 55-975 (306 amino acids)
Molecular function (GO): metal ion binding; hydrolase activity; nucleic acid binding
Source: RefSeq, a predicted model, not a curated record